Molecule: messenger RNA, 654 nt
Organism: Arctia plantaginis
Lineage: Eukaryota; Metazoa; Arthropoda; Insecta; Lepidoptera; Erebidae
Source: the annotation of a GenBank genome assembly
AUGGGUGAAACAGACAUGUUAUGGUGCUUCAAUGAACCGAGUGUUUUAGAAAAGUUUGUGACUACAAGUGAUAGUGACCACAAUGAGGGUUUCAGUAAAUGUAGUCUUGAAAUGAGCAGUGCUGGCAGAGCUCUUUUUCAUGGCUAUCUUGAUGUGCGGGUGCCUAAAGAUGGGCGCAUCAAAAAGGCUGGAUAUUGUUCCAUGCGAUCCAAAAGGAUAAGGAAAUCAUUUAAACGCGAAACGACCUACGAUUGGCACCUCUACAACACGUUAGUUCUUAAAAUACGAGGUGAUGGCAGAUCCUAUCUGCUAAAUAUAUCAUGUGAGGGGUACUAUGAUAUCACGUGGAAUGACAUUUAUCAUUAUGUUCUCUAUACUAGAGGUGGACCAUACUGGCAGAUUGCAAAGAUACCACUUUCAAAAUUCGUGCUUGGCUCAAAAGGUCGUCUACAAGACAAACAAAACAGAGUAAGGUUUGAUAAAGUAACACAUUUUGGGAUAGCGUGUGGAGACAAAAUUAAUGGGCGAUUUAAUCUAGAGAUUGAAUAUGUUGGAUUAGAAUUUGAUCCGACACAUGAUGAGGAAUUUGCAUAUGAAAUGUAUAAAACAGAUAAAUUCAUUGUUGUUCGAACACAUUGUGGUGAGAUCAUGUGA